GCUCUCCUGUGCCCCUCCCCCCACUCUGGGAGUCCCCACCCCCUUUUACCCACAGCAGCCCCAGCCCAGGCCUCAGGGCAUCUUCCAGUGUGCCUUCUACUUAAAAGUUAUUACUUGUCCAUCUCCCCCAGCUGAGAGCAAGGAUGUCUGUGUCCUUCACAGAAUGAUCCGAAACUCCUAGGGAAGUCCCUGGCAGGGAGUAAAUGUGAGGGUAAGUCCAGGAGAACAUUCACUGCCUUAUAUGAACUUGCUUCCCACAUGUAAACCUCCCCGGACCCUCACAGCACCCUGAUGAGCUGUGCGGGGCGGGGACGGCCAGCCUUGGCUCAGAGGUCAGCCUGUGUGUCUUGUGGGGUGUGACACGGCUCCUGUGUGAGCUCUCGGAGGGCUCAGAGUCACUUCCUCUCGCUCAGUGAACCCAGGACACAGCCUCAUUGCACGCAGCCCCGUUCCUGCUCCGCUUGGGGGUGCGAUGAUUAUGGCCCCGGGAGGGGGGCUGCUGAGGGGGUGUGCUGUGAUAUCCCGCAUCUGCUUGCGUCCCCGCCCCAGGCGCUGCCACAGACCCAGCUCCUCUGUUUUCUCAGCCAGUCAUGCCCCUGCACAUGAUGAGAGUUGAACACUUCAAUGGGGGUGGUCCCUGUGGAGCUGGGAUGGCCUCUCCUGUGGCUUGCAUGUUGUUAGAGGUUGAAUCGUGUCACCUCCAAAACGUGUGUUGAGGUCUAACCCCUCAUGCCUGUGAAUGUGACCAUUUUUUGGAAAUAGGCUCCUGGCAGCUGUGAUUAGUUAAAAUGAGGUCAUGCUGGGCUCGGUGGGCCGUCCUCCAAUGACUGGUGUCCUUGCAAGUAGCAGAGAAGGGACGCACUGGGGAGAACGCUGCAUCCAGCCAUCAGGAGCCACACUCGUGCUCUAUGAACUCUGCUGGGGAUGCUGUCACAGGGGCCACAAAGAAGAGAGAAGCGUAUUCCGCCACCAUUCCAGACACCAGGAGUCUGGGAUGAGGGUGUGGGCCCGGUUGGUGCCUCCCUGUCCCCUGGCUUCUGGUGGCUGCUGGUGAUCUGUGGAUUGUAGACACAGCACUGCGGUCUCUGCCUCCCCUGCCCACGUUUUCCUCACUGUGGACCAACCACACUUUCCUAAUAAGAGGACCCACCCUACCCAGUAUGAUCUGGUCUUAAUUUAACUAAUUAUAUCUGCAAAGACCCUAUUUCUAAAUAAUACCACACUCAGUACUGGGGUUAGGGCUUGAACAUACCUUUUUGGGGGACACAUUUCUUUUUUUUAUUAAAAAAAUUUUUUUAACGUUUAUUUAUUAUUGAGAGACAGAAACAGAGCGUGAGCAGGGGAGGGGCAGAGAGAGAGGGAGACAUAGAAUCCAAAGCAGGCUCCAGGCUCCAGGCUCCAAGCUGUCAGCACAGAGCCCGACAUGGGGCUCGAACUCACCAACCAUGAGAUCAUGGCCUGAGCCGAAGUCGGUCGCUUAACCAACUGAGCCACCCAGGUGCCCCUUGGGGGGGGGACACAUUUCAACCCUAAACACACACCAGGUUGGUUUAUAAAGGUUUAUUACUAAUUUAGUGAGGCUUCCUAGGCAGAACAACUGGCUUCGAAGUUUAUUUUGUUUCGGGGGUGGUAGUGGGAGGAGGGCCCCCCACCCCUCCUCCAGGGCCAAGGAAGAAGUCCCUAGGCUUACUUGUCAGCUGGCCCAGGUGUGGGGCAGGAGGGCGACUGGCAGGUCUUACAAGUUGUCAGCAUAAAACAGCAAAAAUUGAGCAGAUUCUUUAUUAUCCAAAGCAAUUGAUAGUAGGCUGCUGGCUGCAUUACAGUAAGCAAAUGCACCUGUAUUUCUCUCAUAUCCUGCUUGGGAUGGUUUUCUGUGCCAUCUUGCUUUACUGUCACCACCUGGUGAAGGAGUGGGGUUUGUUGCUAGGAAUUAGCCCUGCUCACCAGGUUUCGACCAUUUAUUCUGGGCAUUGAAGACCGCUGCCCGAGAAGUGUGCAGCUCUAACGGGGUGCAGGCCCGGGCCGCUGCUGUGCUUGUGACAUGGGCUACAGCUCGGGGCUCCCAUGAACACCUCCUGCCUAGGAUGCCAGCAGUGAGAAUCCAGGCUGCCUCCUAUGCUUCUGGCUGACUAGGGGUGAGUCCGGUUCCCAUGACCCCUCUUUGGGGUCAGUUAAUUGCUGCAGUGACUCACAGAACUCAGGGAAACGUGUUACUUACUAAUUACCCAUUUGUUACAAAAGGAGUGAUUCGGGAAUAGCCAGAGGAGGAUCUGCACCAGCCAGGUGUGUGGGGAGGGGCACGGAGUCUCCCUGCCCUCUCAGAUCUCGUGCUCACCAACCUGGAGGCCCUCACAACCCCGUCCUUUCUGGGUUUUCUGGAGGCUUCAUUACACAGGCAUGAGUGAUGAACUCAUUGGCCACUGGUGAUUGAUCCAACCUCCAGCCCCUCCUGUCCCCGAACUUAAAGUUCCAAUCCUGUAACCACGUGGUUAGGUCCCCAGGCCACCUGCCCCCAUCCUCAGGUGCUUUCCCAAACUCACUCGUUAACAUUAUAAGAGGCACCUUUACACCUCACAAAGAAAAUCCCAAGGGUUUUUAGGAGCUGUGUGCCAGGAAUGGAGAUGAACCAAAUAAAUUCUUUUAAAUCACAGAAUCACACUCUGCACAGACCUCGUCUCCAAAUGUAGUUGCACAGGGGUGACAGCUUCAGCAAAGGACUUUGAACACAAUUGAGGCUGUGAAAGCGUUGAAAGUAGAUCGAAAGGUAAAAAGUGCCAGGCGGAGCCAAGCUUCUGAUCCCUUGCCAGGCUGGGCCCUGUGUUCCGUUCACAAUACAGAUGUGCAGUUUGUGGACAGGAAUACAGGACAGAAUCCCUGUGAUAAUAUCACUUUUGUUGCCUGCUUUCUUGUGUUGGAAGGAAAGGGUUGAGGUUCAGCUCUUGUCCCAGGAGCCCGUGUGUGGGUGGGAGGAGCCCCCGACUGUAAACACCUGUCCUUUGGUCCUCCCCUCUCCCAGCCUGGACCUCAGACGUGUGUGUGCGGCCAGGCCAUGCCUGCUUCUACUCUGGGAGCCAGUUUAUACCCGUCCUGUUGUCUAUUUUUAAGGUUACUUUUUUUCUUACUACAAAAGCAAUGAAAACUCUCAUUUUUUUAUCAGCAUCGGGGGCGGAGCUUAGCGGUCUGUGCUGUACAGUUGUGUUUCCAGGACUCUCCUCACAGCAGGCAGAGGAUGAGACGCCCAGAGACCCGGCGUGGAGUCUCCUUCCGGACUGCGGGCUAGAAGUGGAAUUACUGGUCAAAGGACGCUCAGAUUUGGGAGAAGUGGCCCCAGAAAUAAAAGCAUCUGAGAGACGGACCGCGGUGGCCAUUGCAGAUCUGGAAUGGAGAGAAAUGGAAGCAGAUGACUACGGUACAAAUGAGGCUCAGGACAGUGACUUCCCAACAGCGGAGAGGAGCAGGCUGCAGGAGAUGCUGUCGCUGCUGGGGCUGGAGACCUACCAGGCCCAGAAGCUCAGCCUCCAGGAUGCCCUGCAGAUCAGCAGCGACAGCAUGAGAAACUGGGCCCCUCAGGCCCCCAAAGACCUGCCCUGGAAUUUCCUCAGGAAGCUGCAGGCCCUCAACGCUGAGGCCAGGAACACCACCAUGGUGCUGGAUGUGCCCCUGGACGCCAGGCCCAUGGAGAAGGAGAGCCAGAUGGAAGAGGAGAUUAUCUACUGGGACGCGGCUGAUGACAUCUCCGCGGACAUCUAUUCCUUCUCAGAGCUGCCGACACCUGACACGCCUGUGAACCCCUUGGACCUUCUCUGUGCCCUUCUGCUCUCCUCAGAUGGUUUCCUGCAGCAGGAAAUUGUGCUGAAAAUGUCCCUGUGCCAGUUUGCACUCCCUCUCGUCUUGCCUGACUCGGAGAAUCACUACCACACAUUUCUGCUGUGGGCCCUGAGGGCCGUGGUGCGGACGUGGUGGGCGCAGCCCCCGCGGGGCGUGGGCGGCCUCCGAGAGGACAGCGCGGUGCUAUCCCGGGCUCCCACCUUCGCCUUCGUGCGCAUGGAGGUCAGCAGCAAUUCCAAGUCACAGCUGCUCAACGCUGUGCUCAGCCCCAGCCACCGGCCACGGGACUGCUUCUGGCAUCGAGACCUGAGCGUGGGCACCAACCCCCGGGAGAUCGCAGAUGGGCUGGUGGAAGUCUCCUGGUUCCUCCCCAGCGGCAGGGAGGACCUGGACGUGUUCCCGGAGCCCGUGGCCUUUCUGAACCUGCGGGGCGACAUCGGGUCUCACUGGCUGCAGUUCAAGCUCUUGACCGAGAUCUCGUCUGCCGUGUUCAUCCUGACCGACAACAUCAGCAGGAAGGACUACAAGCUGCUCUACUCCCUGAGGGGCUCGGCCACCAAGUACUAUUUCAUCCUGAGCCCCUACCGUGGGAAGCGGAACACAAACCUCAGGUUCCUGAACAAGCUCAUCCCGGUGCUGAAGAUGGACCACUCACAUGUGCUGGUGAAGGUCAGCAGCACCGACAGCGCGGGCUUCGUGCGCAGGGUCCGCUCCAUCGUGGCGCACGUGGCCCGGUCCCCCUGCAGGAGGUUGUCUGUGGAGGAGAUGGCGCACGCGGCCCGUAAGCUGGGACUGAGGGUGGACGAGGACUGUGAUGAGUGUCAGUGGGCAAAGCAGCGCAUGGAGCGCAUCACCAGGAGGAUCAAGGACUGUGACGCCUACCGCAGGGACGAGCUGUGGCUGCAGGGGGACCCGUGGCGGAAGGCAGCCCAGGUGGAGAAGGAGCUGUGCCAGGCCCAGAGGGCGGGGGACCCUCCUGACAAGGGCAGGGCAGAGCUGGGGCACCGGCUGCUAGAACUUCGUGCACAGCAGAACCGCCAGGACCCCGCCUGGGGGCUGCAGGAGUUCAUCGCAGGCAUCAGCAGCGCCUCACUGGCUGAGAAGCAGUACUUCCUGAGGUGGAUGGAGUGGGGACUGGCCCGCGUGGCCCAGCCAAGGCCGCGGCAGCCUCCUGAGACCAUUCUUAGCCUGAGACCCAAGCACUGUGGCAUGGUGGACUUCGGGGAGCUACUCUGGCCCGAGCCCCUGGGUGUAGAGCACUUCCUGCGGGAGAUGGGACAGUUUUACGAGGCAGAAAGCUGCCUGGUGGAGGCGGGGAAGCUGCCGGCCUGCCAGAGGCGGUUUGCCCACUUCCCGGGCCUGGCCCUGGAGCUGCUGUUGAAGGGGCUGCCCUUGGAGCUGAUCGACGGCAGCACGCUGAGUACCCCCCUGCGCUGGGUCACGGGGCUCCUGAAGGAGCUGCACGUUCGUCUGGAGAGGAGGUCGCGCCUGGUGGUCCUGUCGGCACUGGGUGCGCCGGGCACUGGGAAGUCCACGCUUCUCAACACCAUGUUUGGGCUGCGCUUUGCCACUGGGCGGGGCUGUGGCCCUCGAGGGGCCUUCAUGCAGCUGGUCACCGUGGCUGAGAGCUUCAGCCAGGAUCUGGGCUGCGACCACAUCCUGGUGAUAGACUCCGGGGGCUUGAUAGGCGGGGCCCUGACCGCAGCCGGGGAGAGGUUCGAGCUGGAGGCCUCCCUGGCUACUCUGCUCAUGGGGCUGAGCAACGUCACCGUGGUGAGCCUGGCCGAGACGAGGGACAUACCACCAGCUGUUCUGCAUGCGUUUCUGAGGUUGGAGAAAACGGGGCAUGUGCCCAACUAUCAGUUUGUGUACCAGAACCUCCAGGAUGCGUGUGCCCCCGGCCCCAGGCCUCGGGACAGAAGGCCGCUCCUGGAUCCCCCCGGCGAUGUGAGCAGAGCCAGCGCACAGAUGGAGAAGCAGGGCGACGGCAUCCGGACGCUGGCCGACCUGGCCUUUUGCGACCCUGAGAAGCAGCAUGUUUGGCACAUCCCUGGCCUGUGGCAUGGGGUGCCUCCCAUGGCUGCAGUGAGCUUGGGGUACAGCGAGGCCAUUUUUGAGUUAAAGAGGUGUCUGCUGGAAAACAUCAGGAACGGCCUGUCCAACCAGAACAAAAACAUCCAGCAGCUCAUUGAGCUGGUGAGGCGGCUCUGAGUGUUAGGAGGGGGCCUGUUCUGAAGGUGGUGUGCCUGUGGGGGCUGUGCCCGGCACCUGACCCCAUGAGAAGGGAGAAGGGCAAGAGCCUGGGGGGAGGGGGCUGGGGUUCCCUAAACAGUGUUGAGAAGGAGGUGACCGCACAGACCUGCUCAGAGAUGCUCUCGGGAGCCAAGGGGCCCUGGGGCAGGGUGUGGACACACAGCAAGAGUUUGUGUGCAGCUCCUUUCCAGGCCCCUGUGCUCUGCUCCCUCUCCUUCGUCCCUGGGGUGGGGGGUAGUACCCCUGCAGCCCAGCCGGUAUGGGGGGGGGUGAGGAAGGGGGGUUGCUGGACGCCUCCCUGACGAAGUGGAGGCAGGCCCUUCCUCCAUGACCUGCUGGUCCCGACUGACCCCCAUGGAGAGUCCCCCCUGGCUCCCUCCACCUCCUGCAGCCGUGUCUGCCCCGCCCCAGACUGUGAGCUCCUUGGGGAUGGGGCUGUGUGUGACCCGACUCUGUACCCCCAGGGCCUGGCACAGGGCCCUGUGCACUGUAGGCGCUUAAUAAAUGUUUGUUAAAAGA
Molecule: messenger RNA, 6600 nt
Organism: Panthera uncia (snow leopard)
Lineage: Eukaryota; Metazoa; Chordata; Mammalia; Carnivora; Felidae
Gene: URGCP
Product: upregulator of cell proliferation
Exons: 6
Coding region: 3133-6039 (968 amino acids)
Molecular function (GO): GTP binding
Source: RefSeq, a predicted model, not a curated record